Molecule: messenger RNA, 1916 nt
Organism: Anthonomus grandis grandis
Lineage: Eukaryota; Metazoa; Arthropoda; Insecta; Coleoptera; Curculionidae
Gene: Alg7
Product: UDP-N-acetylglucosamine--dolichyl-phosphate N-acetylglucosaminephosphotransferase
Exons: 5
Coding region: 20-1258 (412 amino acids)
Biological process (GO): protein N-linked glycosylation; dolichol-linked oligosaccharide biosynthetic process
Cellular component (GO): membrane
Molecular function (GO): UDP-N-acetylglucosamine-dolichyl-phosphate N-acetylglucosaminephosphotransferase activity
Source: RefSeq, a predicted model, not a curated record
CAGAUAUUUAAAAGUUGAAAUGGCGGUAGACGUGGAUGUUGAUAACGAAAUAGAAAAUUCGAUGAAAAUUAUGUUUCCUAUAAUGGUAAAUAUUGGCAUGGCGGCCCUAAGCUACGCCCUAACUGUAAGGACCAUACCGAAACUGAAGGAAAAGUUUAUUAAAGCCAAUUUGUUCGGUAUAGAUAUGAGCAAAACUACCAGUGAUAAAGUGCCAGAGUCUUUGGGAAUCGUUUCGGGGUUUAUAUUUUUAAUCACUUUGGUGCUAUUCAUUCCUGUGGCAUUCGGAAACAAUUUGCUUCAGAAGGAAUCGUUUCCCUAUGAUGAGUACGUUAAAUGUAUAGUAGCAUUACUGUCCAUAUGCUGUAUGCUUCUACUAGGCUUUGCUGAUGAUGUAUUAGAUGUUCCUUGGCGUCAGAAGUUAUUACUGCCCACUAUAGCGUCUCUGCCACUGUUAACAGUUUACUAUGUUAGCUUUAAUAUGACAACUAUUAUAGUUCCUAAACCGUUUAGAGAUUGGUUUGGGGUUAGUGUCGAUAUAGGCAUUAUUUAUUAUUUGUACAUGGGAAUGUUUGCUGUGUUUUGUACUAAUGCCAUAAAUAUAUUAGCGGGAGUUAAUGGCCUAGAAGCUGGCCAAAGUGUCGUCAUUGCCAUUUCGAUUGCCAUUUUUAACUUUGUGGAAUUGACGGGGCCCUUGUGGAAGGCCCAUCAAUUUAGUUUGUAUUUUAUGCUGCCCUAUAUAGGAACCUCCCUUGCACUGCUUAAACACAAUUGGUAUCCGGCGUCGGUAUUUGUCGGCGACACCUUCUGCUACUUCUCCGGCAUGACGUUCGCGGUGGUCGCCAUCCUGGGCCACUUCAGCAAAACCGCCCUGCUGUUCUUCAUGCCGCAAGUGUUCAAUUUUAUCUAUUCCGUGCCGCAACUCUUCAAAUUUAUACCGUGUCCCAGGCAUCGAUUGCCGAAAUUCAACUCGAAAACCGACAAAAUGGAGUGCAGCACCACCGUCUUUAAAUAUAACGACCUACGGUUCCUCGGUAAACUGGCGGUGAACGUUUUUAGAACGUUUAAAUUGAUACGUUGGGAGGAAAAGGGGGGCGUGGUGGUGACCAAUAAUUUCACCCUGAUUAAUUUAGUUUUGUUGUAUUGCGGGCCUAUGCACGAGGCGAGGCUCACCACCGUCCUGUUGGUUAUUCAAAUGUUGUGUACGGGUUUGGCGUUUCUUAUUAGAUAUCCGUUUGCGUCUGUCUUUUAUGAUGUUUGAUCAAUUGUUGCGUAGGUAAGUUUUAGUGUAAUAGAACCUUAUAUAUAGGAAUUAAUUUUACGAUACAAGGAUGGUUAAUUAUAAAACUCUUGUUUUUCUUUAGAGGCAUACUAUGUUAAUAAUUCCUAAUUUUGUCUCACUACUAUUAAAAAAAAUCCUAUAGGACCAUUGUUAUUAACUUGAAAGAAAUUUUCUUGAUCAUACAACUCAAAAAUUGUGCCAUUACACAGGCAGACAAUGUGCGAGUACACUAUUUCUAAUUAGAUUUGUAAAGAGACAAAAGAAAACAAAUACUGUAUAAUUAAUGUUUAUUUAAGUAUCUGUUGCCAAAGAUUUAAUUAACCUUAAUAGAUUUAGCUUAAGAUGAAUUCCCAAAGCAAUUUUAUUCAUGAUAGAAGCCUUAACAACAAACUUACCGUUUACGCUUUAGAUAUAUUUUACUUUAAGCUAGGAUAUAGCGAAAAAAGUGCCUGCUUCUCUAAGCUUUCCUAUAAAGGCUCGUAUAGGGUCGGUAGCCUUAAAUUCUGUGACUGUAAAGCACAUUAGAAACUUUAAUGAUGCAAUACUUUUAACUGCUCAAAAACUGGUUUACAGGGAAAAUAUAGAACAUAUCCCUUAGACGUAAGGAAUCAGACGAAAUACAAAAAUUGUUAAUAAA